Molecule: messenger RNA, 2439 nt
Organism: Trichoderma gamsii
Lineage: Eukaryota; Fungi; Ascomycota; Sordariomycetes; Hypocreales; Hypocreaceae
Product: phosphoketolase
Exons: 3
Coding region: 1-2439 (812 amino acids)
Biological process (GO): carbohydrate metabolic process
Molecular function (GO): aldehyde-lyase activity
Source: RefSeq, a predicted model, not a curated record
AUGGCUGAAGCCAAAUCGAUCCGGGCAUUUGGCCAAGCCCGCUCAACUGUUCAGGGUGCUCCACUGUCUGAUGAGGAAAUCAAGCAAUACAAUGACUAUUUCAAAGCCAGCUGCUACCUCUCCCUGGGCAUGAUUUACUUGAAAGAGAAUCCCCUCCUUCGCGAGCCCCUCAAGAAAGAGCAUUUGAAAGCACGUCUUCUUGGACACUUUGGAUCCGCUCCUGGUCAAAUCUUCACUUAUAUGCACUUCAACCGUCUCAUCAAGAAGUACGACCUGGAUGCGUACUUUGUGUCUGGCCCCGGCCACGGUGCUCCAGCCGUUCUCUCACAAUCCUAUCUCGAAGGUGUCUACUCAGAAGUGUACCCAGACAAGUCACAGGACGUUCAGGGUCUCCAGAAAUUCUUCAAAUACUUCUCCUUCCCGGGUGGAGUUGGCUCCCACGCAACUCCCGAGACGCCAGGCUCUAUCCACGAAGGUGGUGAACUUGGUUACUCAAUUUCUCAUGCCUUUGGCUCAGUAUAUGACUAUCCGGACCUCAUUGCCCUUACCAUGGUAGGAGAUGGUGAAGCAGAAACUGGACCUCUGGCCACUGCAUGGCAUAGCACCAAAUUCCUAAACCCCAUCACGGAUGGCGCUGUCCUUCCUGUUUUACAUCUCAACGGCUACAAGAUUAACAAUCCUACCAUCUUGGCAAGAAUUCCGCAUGAUGAGCUGCAGAAGCUAUUUGAGGGCUAUGGAUGGACGCCCUAUUUCGUCGAGGGGGAUGAUAUUGACACCAUGCACCAGGCCAUGGCAGCAACGCUGGAACACUGCGUGAAAGAGAUCAGGGGCUAUCAGAAAGAGGCUCGCGAGAGCGGAAAGGCUAUCCGACCAAAGUGGCCCAUGAUUAUUCUCCGAACACCAAAGGGCUGGACUGCACCUCGCAAGCUGGAUGGUAACUAUCUCGGAGGCUUCUGGAGAGCACACCAGGUCCCCAUUACCGAUCCCGCGACAAACCCGGCCCAUCUGAAGGUCCUCGAAGACUGGAUGCGCAGCUAUGAGCCUGAUAGGCUGUUUGAUGAAAGCGGCAAGCCAAUCGCAGCAUUAACUGCCCUUACUCCCACUGGUAACCGCCGUAUGAGUGCCAAUCCUGUUGCCAAUGGCGGAGUUCUCAGAAAACCCCUGAAUAUGCCUGACUUCAAAAAGUAUGGCGUUGCCGUUGAGCAUCCUGGCGCUGUUACGGAUGCUAGCAUGAAGAAACUAGGAGUCUUUUUACGAGAUGUUGUUGCCGCAAAUCUGCACAACUUCAGACUGUUUGGCCCUGAUGAGACUGAGUCAAAUAAACUGUCAGCAGUUUACGAGGUGGGCAAGAAGGUCUGGAUGGGCGAGUAUUUUGAGGAGGAUGAGGAUGGUGGCAAUCUUGCUCCAGCAGGCAGAGUUAUGGAGAUGCUAUCUGAACACACAUGCGAGGGCUGGCUGGAGGGCUACAUCCUCAGUGGUCGUCACGGCUUGUUGAACAGCUAUGAGCCAUUCAUUCACAUUAUUGACUCCAUGGUCAACCAGCACUGCAAAUGGCUUGAGAAGUGUGCUGAAGUGGAGUGGCGUGUAAGAGUAGCCUCUCUCAACAUUCUUUUAACAUCGGUUGUUUGGAGACAGGACCAUAACGGCUUUACGCACCAAGAUCCCGGCUUCCUUGAUGUUGUUGCCAACAAGAGUCCUGAAGUUGUUCGCAUCUAUCUUCCUCCUGAUGGAAAUUGCUUGCUAUCUGUCAUGGACCACUGUCUUCGAUCCUCAAAUUACGUCAAUGUCAUUGUUUCUGAUAAACAAGACCACCUCCAGUAUCUCGAUAUGGACGCUGCAAUCAUCCACUGCACCAAGGGCAUCGGCAUCUGGCCGAAAUUCAGCACCGAUAUUGGGCAGGAUCCGGAUCUCGUUAUGGCUUCUUGCGGUGACAUUAGCACUCAUGAAACAUUGGCGGCCAUCGACCUCCUCCUUCAGCACUUCCCAGAGCUCAAGAUUCGCUAUGUCAACUGCGUCGACUUGUUUAAACUGAUCCACCCCAGCGAACAUCCACAUGGCCUCAGCGAUAAAGAAUGGGUCAGUUUGUUCACAGAAGAUACACCCAUCAUCUUCAACUUCCACAGCUAUCCCUGGAUGGUGCACCGCUUGACAUAUAAGCGCCCAGGAUGCCAGAACAUCCACGUCCGCGGAUACAAAGAGAAGGGCAACAUUGAUACCCCCUUGGAGCUGGCGAUUCGCAACCAGACCGAUCGGUUUAGCUUGGCCAUUGAUGCCAUCGACCGCAUGCCCCAGCUAAAUAACCGAGGCGCAGCUGCUCGGCAGGCUAUGCUGAAUGCCCAGAUUGAAGCUCGAACGGAGGCGUUUGAGAGGGGUAUGGACCCAGAGUACUUGACGAAGUGGACAUGGAAGCGAGAUGGGUUAUGGAGCAAACAUACUUAG